Messenger RNA from Fonsecaea pedrosoi CBS 271.37, 1479 nucleotides. RefSeq lists its product as uncharacterized. Gene Ontology annotation, molecular function: protein binding. The record is from RefSeq and is a predicted model, not a curated record. Lineage: Eukaryota; Fungi; Ascomycota; Eurotiomycetes; Chaetothyriales; Herpotrichiellaceae. The coding region runs from base 1 to 1479 and encodes 492 amino acids. The transcript has 2 exons.
AUGGCUCCCUCGACCACUUUUGCAGAGACGGUCAUGUCACCCUCUCCAGGCCCCAAGAGAUCAGCAACCUCACUACUUCCUGCCUUCGAACCGCUAUCUUCGUCACCAGCCUUACCGAGACCCCUCAAGCGAAACCGAGAUGCACUCGACGAGAGCACGACCUACCCUACACCCGUCCCUACUUCUUCCACCGCUAUUUUAUCUUCCUCGCCAGUACAUGUAGCCAAAUCCCGGCCCAGCCUUCACAGGACUUCUUCUACCCUUGCUGAACGUACUCCUCUCGGUGCCGUACCCUCAAUCCAAUUACAAGCCGACGGCAAGGUAACGCGUAUGGGAAGAUCCAGCGCUUCUUGCGACUAUCAAUUCUCAGCAAAUCGUCUCAUAUCCAGGGUUCACGUGGAGGCUUGCUACAAAGCUGCGGGUUCGCGUCUGGAGCGUGAUCGUGUGGAAAUCACGUGUACUGGUUGGAAUGGUAUUAAGAUACACUGCAAGGGACAGGUGUACGAGGUUAAGAAGGGAGAGACAUUUUCGUCCGAUAUUAGGGACUCGGAAAUCAUGAUUGACGUUCAUGACAGUCGCGUCGUGGUGGAUUGGCCUCCGAAACCUCACCUCGGCGCCUUCUCGUCUGAAGACGAGGAGGAUGCUUCUCCUGCGAAGCGCAAGCGCGCCAUGUUGCGCCAUUCAACACCGCCCAGCCCAAGUCCAAUGCAAGUUCGACGACGACUUUCUUCUCCUAUAUCCCCGUCUCCUGCCGUACAGGCCGUAAUGCCUUCUUCACCGCCACUCCCUCCAGCUACCGUCGAAAUAUAUGAAGACCCUGAACCGACCAACGAAAGCAGUGGAACGGUGACCGGGACUGAAAUGUCACAGUCAACACAGGCACUGUCGCAGAACUGUGGACUCGCGGGAACCACUCAGAACAGUGCUUCGUUGUCUGCUGAAGAAUUUUCCGACAACGACGAAGAGAAUGAUCCCAUCAUUCAUUCUUUCGGACCCUUUGGUGCAAACCUACUGCCACGUAUGGCAUCAGUCUCCGCUGGAGAUUCGCACCACCCAAGUGAUUCUGCAACGAGUACACGAUCUUCCCACACAGAACCCCUUCCUCCCAGCGAAGCUUUGAGCUCACCGAAAAAGAAAGAUCCGGAAUUUGACGCGCAAGGCCACAUUAUUAAUCAGCUCGCGUUUUCGAGAUUGUCCUCGACCCCGUUGUCCACCAUUUUAAGCCACCUUCCCCGCGAGGCUGGUGUUUUGUCCCUCCAUGAAAUCAGAAAGCUCAUCCGUGAAACAGCGUGUAUUGGCGAGGUUGCAAGAGAAGGCAAAGACGCCGCGGGUAAACCGCUGGAAAGCGAAUUUUAUUACAUCCCAGAUGAAGAUGAAGAUGAGAAGAGAAAGGAAGCUGUGGUCAAUGAUUUGCGAAAGCCGGGCUUACGAGCUUGUCGCAAACAGCACAAGCAAUAUUUCUGGCGGAAGCCCAAAUAG